CAAGCAUUUGAUUUGCUCAGUCAUCUUUCACUUUGGAAAACAGAGUCUCACUUAACAGGACAGAAACAGAGUAAAAACAGAACAGGGGCGAGCUGAACUUUAGAACACAUUUCCAUGGCAAGAAAAUUACACAUGGCAUUUCUUGUAGCCGUUGUGAUUGCUGUUUUGAUGCAGAUCUCCGCCGCUCAGACAACCCAUGUUGUAGGUAAUAACUCUGGCUGGAUUAUUCCUCCCGGCGGCGCUACUUUUUAUCCCAACUGGGCUGCAAACCAAACCUUCUCUGUGGGUGACACUCUUGUGUUUAAUUUUGCGGCAAACCAGCAUGAUGUGGCUAAAGUAACAAAAGCUGAUUACGAUGCUUGCACCACAACCAAUCCUAUUUCUAUGGAAACAGCCAGCCCAGCUAGAAUCACCAUUAAUGCUACCGGAGAGCACUAUUUCAUCUGCAAUUUCACCGGCCACUGCUCGGCCGGUCAAAAGUUGAUGAUCAAUGUUAGUGCCGCAACUUCUUCUCCAGCUCCCCAACCUUCUUCUUCCUCCUCUCCGGCACCUCAGCCUUCUACUUCUACUCCUACUCCUGCUCCUCAACCCAGCACCCCUUCUCCUCAACCUUCUGCUACUCCUGCUCCAACUCCUACUCCGGUUUCUGCCCCAUCACCUUCUCCAGUUUCUACACCGACUCCUUCACCGGUUUCUGCCCCAUCACCGGGACCAUCCGCGCCUGGAGUAACUUACACUGUUGGAGACAGUCAGGGCUGGACUCUUCUUUCCAAUACUGCCGCUUUUUACCAAAAUUGGGCUUCCGGCAAGAACUUUAUGCCCGGAGACAUCUUGGUUUUCAACUAUAACAAUGGAGCACAUGAUGUGGCUGAGUUGACUCAAGAAAAUUACAACUCUUGCAAUACAAAUAACCCAAUCUCUCUCAGUUCCACCCCACCAACAAGAAUCACUCUCACCGCCGGUGAGCAUUUCUACGUUUGUGCUAUCCCCGGCCACUGCUCUGCUGGCCAAAAGCUAGCCAUCAAUGUCACCAGCAGCGGCACUGCUACACCACCGUCCUCCACUGCUACACCACCGUCCUCCACCACUACACCACCAUCCUCCACCACUCCACCCACCCCAAUCGUCCCUCCUCCAUCAGACAGCUCUGCUAGAUCUCUGAGCGUCGCUGGUCUAUCUGCCACCUUAUUGUCGAUUGUUGUAGCUUGCUUGUAUUAAAUUGUGAUGAGAGGAUCCAUUAAUUAGAGUGAGAGUGAUUCAUUUUUAUGUAAUUUUAUUGUUAUACAGAUUGAGUUCAUAUAAUUGGACAGUUCAAUAAAGCUGUUUUUGAAAUUUCA
Molecule: messenger RNA, 1337 nt
Organism: Manihot esculenta (cassava)
Lineage: Eukaryota; Viridiplantae; Streptophyta; Magnoliopsida; Malpighiales; Euphorbiaceae
Product: uclacyanin 1
Exons: 3
Coding region: 115-1218 (367 amino acids)
Cellular component (GO): plasma membrane
Molecular function (GO): electron transfer activity
Source: RefSeq, a predicted model, not a curated record